GAGCCGCAGAACUGAGGAGGAGAAGACAGUCAGUCCGCAGGCACCGCGGAGGAAACACAACCGAGCAUUUUUAAAGAAGCAGCGAUGGCAGCUGGGAGAAUGCGCUCCACCCGCAGACUGCGCUCCUGGAUCGUCGAGCAGGUCAGCAGUGGCAAAUAUCCGGGGCUGGUGUGGGAUGACGAGGCCAAAACCAUGUUCCGCAUCCCCUGGAAGCACGCGGGGAAACAGGACUUCCGCAAAGACGAAGACGCCGCGAUCUUCAAGGCGUGGGCAGAGUUCAAGGGGAAGCUGACAGACGGGGGCCAGGACAACCCGGCCGCUUGGAAGACCCGUCUGCGCUGCGCCCUCAACAAGAGUCCUGAGUUUAAGGAAGUGAUGGACCGAGCCCAGCUGGACAUCUCAGAACCGUACAAGGUGUACCGCCUGGUCCCCAUCAGCGAGCAAGCGGUCGAUGAGAUCAGGUUGGACGUGCGGAUUGAGGAGAGUGUGACCACUCCUGUAGGAGCCCAGGACUCCUUCGAUGUGGCCGUUUACUAUUUAGGACAGGAGGUGCUCAAACGUCAGAUUCAGGGCACCGAUGUGCGGAUAACGUACCUGCCCUCCUCGCCUAUUCCCCCCACGCCACUCGUCCUGAAAGCCAGGUUCCCACGCAUCCCGCUACCCGAGCCGCCCUCCACGUUGCCGGCCGGUCCGGAGCUGCAGGCCCUCUUCACCCUGCUCCCCUUCAUGGAGAAAGGGGUGGUGCUGACCUCCACUCAGCAGGGAGUUUACGGCAAGAGGUUCUGCCAGGGGCGGGUCUUCUGGACAGGGCCGCACACGACCAUGCCGGACCUGCACAAGAUGGAGAGGAACACAGAGCCGGUGCUCCUUUUCAAUAAAGAAAUCUUCAAGCAACGUGAGUCAGAAAUGAGCCCUCCCCAGUUUGGCUUCACCCUGUGUUUCGGAGAAGAGCUGAGUGACUCAGAGGACCCUUCCAAAAAGCUGAUCAUUGUUCAGAUCACUCUACCGUGGGAAGAACAGCAGGUACAGAACGCUCAGUCCAUCUUUGAAUCCAUCACCAUCCUCCAGUCUCUGGCCAGCCAGUCCCCGCUGGGAGAAAUAACCCUGAACCUCGUCACGGUGCCUUCGCCAACCAACGAGAGCAUCGGCUGCGGGACUUUCUAAGCACUUUGAUGGGUGGCAUUUGAAAAAUAAGACACAUUUCCCCCUUAUUAUAAAUCCGACAGCUAGAAGGAGUUUUUUAUUUUAUUAUUCUAAUUAAGACAGAUUAUAAUAAGAUAUCAAAACAGGAACCUGCAGUUAUUUUCUGUGGUAAUUGGGGUUUUUUUUCAUAUUGCCCAACACGUUGCACAGAAACGGAUGCAUAGCAUUUAAGAGAAAUAGGAAAUCAAAUGGUGAACUAAUAUAAAGGGGACCUAUUCUGCUUUUCCUUAUUUUUGCCACAGUGGUCAAAACCCAUAUGAAAAAAGUCUACAAGAGUAGAUUUACCCAAUACUGUCAUAUUACACACAUAGUUUUGACCGUUAGCACAGAAACAGCCCUCACUGAAAACAGGAAACUGCAGCUCCUGUUUCCAGUGAGGGCUGUUUAAGAGGGACAGCCAAUCAGAAAAAAGCUGGCUUGAAGAGGGAGGAGCAUUUGGAUAAGAGGGUGGAGUGACUGAAACCGUAGCACAAACUUGUGCCUCACAACAGGCUGUAUUCUUUAUCAGACAAUAGCAUCAACAAUGCUAAAAAUGCUAAGAGAACAAAAGAUCGCGUUUACAGGAGAAACUUUCCAUUCAGACUAAAAUACUUUUUGUCUCAGGCUGUUUUUAUGCUUCCAGGUGAGCUGAAAAUUUUAACACAGGGAUUGACUCCCUUUUGUAACCAGCAGCCUCAAGUGGCCAUUAAAAAAACUGCACCUUUUGACGCUGCUGCAAGACGUCCUGUAAAACAAAUAGGACUUAUUUUGAACUGUGAAUCAUGCAAAGCUCCCGGAGUAAAAACAGAGUUGGAAAUAAGCAUUAAUAGGUCCUCUUUAAUAUCAGUUUUGGGGUGCACCUUCUUUUUCAUUUUAGAUAUUAGUUAGUGUACUGGUAACACUACAUGUAAGCCAACACUUAGAAGCUUUUUAUACUCAUCGUGCAUCUCAGAAUGUGAUGUAAGCAGCAUGCCGAUCAGAGCUGACCAAUCCUCUUCCUGUAAAUUCCUCUCGUUAACUACUGGGUCGUUUUAGAUAUUAUAAGUCUAUUGUUUUGGUUAGGGAUUGGGGGUGGAGCCAUUUAGUACUGUAGACGCUGCUUAAGU
Molecule: messenger RNA, 2288 nt
Organism: Neolamprologus brichardi
Lineage: Eukaryota; Metazoa; Chordata; Actinopteri; Cichliformes; Cichlidae
Source: RefSeq, a predicted model, not a curated record